UGGCUUCCUGCCAGAGCCCAGAGUGAACACGCGGAUCCGUGAUCGGUGCGCCGUUUUUCUCCGAUCCGUGCAGGCCUUUUAAACUACGCCCACACCUCGCGAUUCAUGAUUCAGGAUUUACCCCGCUUUUAACACACCCCGAAGCCAACGGACGCGAAACGGACCGACGGAACCCGUCACAAAUCGGCGCCAGCGCUCCCGAAAUACCUUCACGCAGCUUCUCAUACGGGUCAUGACGCUGGAAGCGAUCCGGUACCGGUCCGGGUCUCUGCAGAUCCUUAACCAGCUGCUGCUGCCGCACGAGACCGUGUACGAGGAGAUCCGCUCGGUGCGGGACGGAUAUGAGGCCAUCAAGAGCAUGAAGGUGCGCGGCGCUCCUGCCUUGGCCAUCGUGGGGUGCCUGAGCCUGGCGGUGGAGCUGAGGGCGGGCGCUGGGGGCGAUGACCUCGUGUGCUUCAUCAGGGACUCUCUGUGCCACCUGACGUCUGCCCGACCCACCGCGGUCAACAUGGGCCGAGCCGCCCGCGAGCUCAUGGAGUUCACCGAGAACGAGAGCAUGGAGAAAAACACAGAGCAGCUGAGAGACAGCGUGAUUGGCUGGAUUGAGGAGAUGUUGGAGCGAGAUGUGAACGACAACAAAAAAAUCGGCAACUACGGUGCGCAGCACAUCCUGUCGGGCGUCCCGCGAGACUCCGUCACCAUCCUCACGCACUGUAAUACGGGCAGCCUGGCCACCGCGGGAUAUGGCACGGCUCUCGGAGUGGUGCGGUCGCUGCACACGCUGGGCCGCUUGAAGCGUCUGUACUGCACAGAGACCCGACCCUACAACCAGGGCGCCAGGCUGACGGCGUACGAGGCCGUGGCGGAGGGGUUCCCGGCCACCCUCAUCACAGACAGCAUGGCAGCGCUCGCAAUGAGGGAGAAGGGCAUCACAGCUGUCGUCGUCGGAGCAGACAGGGUUGUGGCCAACGGCGACACGGCCAACAAAGUGGGCACGUAUCAGCUGGCCAUCGCGGCUAAGCAUCAUGGGAUACCGUUUUACGUGGCGGCACCCAGCACGUCCUGCGACCUGAGUUUGGAGAGCGGACGAGACAUCGUGAUCGAGGAACGUCCAUCUGAGGAGCUCACCAGCAUCAAUGGAGUUCCUGUAGCCGCUCCUGGCAUCGAGGUCUGGAACCCGGCGUUUGACGUCACUCCUCACCAGCUGAUCACGGGUGGCAUCAUCACGGAGCUCGGCGUGUUCCUGCCGUCUGAACUGCAGGCCGCUCUGACGGGGAGACUCACCGCUCUGUAAGGAGCCGCUCACCGCCGGCGCGCUCCUAGUGUUUGCACCUCACUGUGGGGAAGUUACACCUUAAAUCAAACACACAAGCGUCGGCACCGAGGUGUUCGCAAGGUAUACAAGGCACGCUCCAUUCAAUUCAACACUUACAAAGUGGAAUAACACUAUGUGACACACACUUGUACAACCCAGGGAUGCUUGUAAACACACACACACACACACACACACGUUCUCCUUCUCUCUGAGUGUACAGCUCAUGUCACAUCAUCUCAUGUCUUUUGUCUUCAUCGUUGUGAAAACUUUGGUCAUUUGUUCCCUUUUCCACUCGUUUCUUCCCCUCUAUCUGGCUCAGCUCCAGUUUUUAACAGGAAGUGUUUCACAGAGAUGUUAAACGGUGUAGAUCAUUCAGAGUAUUUCAAAAUAAAAGUCUUGUACUAAA
This is a messenger RNA of Carassius carassius (crucian carp), 1721 nucleotides long. Its product is annotated as methylthioribose-1-phosphate isomerase. The record is from RefSeq and is a predicted model, not a curated record. NCBI's taxonomy places the organism in Eukaryota, Metazoa, Chordata, Actinopteri, Cypriniformes, Cyprinidae. Gene Ontology annotation, molecular function: S-methyl-5-thioribose-1-phosphate isomerase activity. The transcript has 6 exons. The coding region runs from base 233 to 1294 and encodes 353 amino acids.